Molecule: messenger RNA, 1608 nt
Organism: Closterium sp. NIES-65
Lineage: Eukaryota; Viridiplantae; Streptophyta; Zygnematophyceae; Desmidiales; Closteriaceae
Source: the annotation of a GenBank genome assembly
AUGAAUUCAAGUUAUCCAUGCGGCACUCCUUUCUCUGGUCACUUGGAUAAAUACCUCCUCCGAGUCUGUUUAGAGCAACACUACUUCCACCGCUUCCACCGCACGACAACCUUCCUAUCUCACCUCGCAUCGUCAUGUCCCAACCUGAGAAUCCUCCACGUAGGAAGCGAAAUCACGCACGAUCCGGGCUACGCCGGAUGGAAGCAUCAGCACCCGAUCACCGAAGCGGGCCUGGAUCGGUUCUUCAAGCAAUGCUCUCAGCUGGAGCAGCUUUCACUCCUCUGCCUCCAUUUGGACGUGGAGCUACCGCCUUCUUUCUUCCACCUAACACGCCUACACACCCUCGCCUUAACAACCGCCUCCGCCUUAGAAGAUCCAGAUCUGGAAAGCCUCACCGCUCUCACCACUCUCCAUAUCGCCUCCGUGGAGUUGAGCAUUGAGCAGCUCUCGAAUGUGCGUCGCCUUCCCAGCAUUACCACCCUCUCCGUCUCUACCCGGACGAGCUUUUAUCCUGACGACCCAGGCUCGGCUGAGUUCACCAUCGCACAUUGCCUCGAGUUUCGCUGCCUGCCCGAAAACGUUGGGAGAUUAUCUGCCCUGAAAACUCUGGUUCUGGAGAAGCUGCCGCUGUCAAGCCUCCCUGACUCCCUCUGCCAGCUCAGCGCCUUGGAGACCUUCUUUCUGCUCUGGUGCGAGCCGAUCCACGAGCUGCCAGCAGGGUUCGACUGCCUCACAGCUCUCAAGACCCUUUGCCUCGGACGAGUGGCGCUUCCAGUAGACAUAGGACGGCUGUGUAACCUCCAGACGCUUCUUGUGAGAGAGAGCUCUCAUCAGCGCCAUCUCCCGUCCUCCUUAACCGAGAUCUCCUCGCUGACAAGGCUGGAGCUGGAGCUGUGCCACGUGGAAGCGCUUCCAGAGGGCGUGGGAGAGCUGAGCAACCUGCGGGAGCUGCACGUCUCCUGCUGCUCGCAUCUCACGGCCCUUCCAGCGUCGGUGACGUGCCUGACUCGCCUCGAAACUCUCACACUCUCCGGCUGCAGAGAGCUCGCCUUCGUGCCCACUGGGUUGGACGGCCUUACAAGGCUCAAGCAGCUGGUGGUGACUUGGCUCACGUUGGCAAACGAUGCCGAGGAGCUUCCCUUCGCUCUGACGUUUCUUUCUCGGCUGCGCACCCUGAUUGUUCAGGGCGCGGGACACGUCCAAAGGCUGCCGCCCGAUAUGGGGACGGUGUUGCCGCAGCUGCGGAAGCUGAAGCUUUGCGCGGACGAGUUGAGGGAGCUGCUAGCGAGUGUCACAGCUCUUGAGAACCUCACGAGCUUGGAGGUUCACUAUGCGUCCCAACUGGCCUCUCUCCCAGAUGGCAUCGGUGCCUUGUGUCGGCUUCGGCAGCUGCAACUCCUUUUCUGCGAGCAGCUUGAGCAGCUGCCUGCCUCUCUCACCUGCCUUACCUGCCUGAACGAGCUGGCAAUUCCGCACAGCUCCAUCCGCUCCCUGUGUCCCAACUUUGCGCGGCUUACGCGACUCAAAUCUCUGAGCUUGUCGGGCUGUGCGAAGCUGCAGGCGCUGCCAGGGGAGAUGAGUGAGCUGAAGAAAGCGGGUGAAUCAUAG